AUGAGUUCUGAUGCGGAGAUGGCCGUGUUCGGCCCGGCCGCCAUCUACCUCCGGAAGCCCGAGAAGGAGCGCAUCGAGGCUCAGAACCGGCCCUUUGAUGCCAGGACGGCCUGCUUUGUCCCUGACACCAAGGAGUUGUACGUCAAAGGUGUCAUCCAGAGCAAGGAGGGUGGCAAAGCAACCGUGAAGACCGAGGCUGGGGAGACAGUGACCGUUAAAGACGAGGACUGCCACCCCAUGAACCCGCCCAAGUAUGACAAGAUUGAGGACAUGGUCAUGAUGACCUACCUCAACGAACCAUCUGUGCUGUGUAAUCUCAAAGAGCGUUACGCAGCCUGGAUGAUCUACACCUACUCUGGGCUGUUCUGCGUCACUGUGAACCCCUACAAGUUCCUCCCAGUGUACAGUGCAGAGGUGGUGUCUGCCUACAGAGGCAAGAAGCGAAUGGAGGCUCCACCCCAUAUCUUCUCUGUGUCUGAUAAUGCAUACCAGAACAUGCUAACAGAUCGUGAAAAUCAGUCUGUUCUGAUCACUGGAGAAUCUGGUGCAGGGAAAACGGUGAACACCAAACGGGUCAUCCAGUACUUCGCAACAAUUGCAGUGUCUGGAGACAAGAAGAAGGAGGCUGCUCCUGGCAAAAUACAGGGAACACUGGAAGAUCAAAUCAUUUCAGCCAACCCUCUGCUGGAAGCAUUUGGGAAUGCCAAGACAGUGAGAAAUGACAACUCCUCACGUUUUGGUAAAUUUAUUAGAAUUCACUUUGGAACAACAGGAAAACUGGCAUCCGCAGAUAUUGAAACUUAUUUGUUGGAGAAGUCAAGAGUGACAUUUCAGCUGUCAGAUGAAAGAAGUUACCACAUCUUCUAUCAAAUCAUGACAAACCACAAGCCAGAGCUCAUUGAAAUGCUGUUGAUCACCACCAACCCGUAUGAUUUCCCAUUGAUUAGCCAGGGUCAGAUCACAGUGGCAAGCAUUGAUGACAAGGAGGAGCUGGUUGCCACAGAUACGGCUAUUGAUAUCCUGGGCUUCAGUCACGAUGAGAAAUUAGGCAUCUACAAGCUGACUGGAGCUGUGAUGCAUUAUGGGAACUUGAAGUUCAAACAAAAGCAACGUGAGGAGCAGGCGGAACCAGAUGGCACUGAGGUGGCUGACAAAGUCGCCUACCUCAUGGGCCUGAACUCUGCCGACCUGCUCAAAGCUCUGUGCUACCCCAGGGUCAAGGUGGGAAAUGAGUAUGUCACAAAGGGACAGAGUGUCCAACAGGUGGUCAACUCAGUUGGUGCCUUGGCAAAAUCUGUUUAUGAGAAAAUGUUCCUGUGGAUGGUAAUACGAAUCAAUCAAAUGCUGGACACAAAGCAGCCAAGACAGUUCUUCAUUGGCGUGCUUGACAUUGCUGGCUUUGAAAUCUUUGAUUACAACAGCUUGGAACAGCUGUGCAUCAACUUCACCAAUGAGAAACUGCAACAGUUCUUCAACCACCACAUGUUUGUGUUGGAACAAGACGAAUAUAAAAAAGAGGGCAUAGAUUGGGAGUUUAUUGACUUUGGAAUGGACUUGGCUGCCUGCAUUGAGCUUAUAGAGAAGCCGAUGGGGAUCUUCUCCAUUCUCGAGGAAGAGUGUAUGUUUCCAAAGGCAUCUGAUACCUCUUUCAAAAACAAGCUGUAUGACCAACACCUUGGCAAGAACAAUGCCUUCCAGAAGCCCAAGACUGUCAAAGGCAAGCCUGAGGCCCACUUCACCCUGGUGCACUACGCUGGCACCGUGGACUACAACCUCUCUGGCUGGCUGGAUAAGAACAAGGACCCGCUAAACGAGUCCGUGGUGCAGCUCUACCAGAAAUCCUCAGUCAAGCUGUUGGCCUUGCUGUAUGCAUCCUUUUCCACUGCAGAAGCAGAGGCCAGUGGUGGUGGGGGUGGCGCCGGGGGUGGUGCCAAGGCAAAGGGAGCCAAGAAGAAAGGCGGCUCCUUCCAGACCGUCUCAGCUGUCUUCAGGGAGAAUCUGGGUAAACUGAUGACCAACUUAAGAUCCACCCAUCCUCAUUUUGUGCGAUGCCUGAUUCCCAAUGAAGUAAAAACUCCAGGGAUAAUGGACAAUCAUCUGGUCAUCCACCAGCUACGCUGUAAUGGUGUACUGGAAGGCAUCCGAAUCUGCCGGAAGGGCUUCCCCAGCAGAAUCCUGUAUGCUGACUUCAAGCAGAGGUACAGAAUACUGAAUGCCAGUGCCAUUCCAGAAGGCCAGUUUAUUGAUGGCAAGAAGGCUUCCGAGAAGCUUUUGGGAUCCAUUGAUGUUGAUCACACACAGUAUCGCUUCGGACACACUAAGGUGUUUUUCAAAGCAGGUCUGCUGGGAACAUUGGAGGAGAUGCGGGACGAGAAGCUGGCCUCGUUGGUAACGUCCACUCAAGCCCUGUGCCGCGGCUACCUCAUGAGAUUGGAAAUCUCCAAGAUGACAUCCAGGAAGGAUGCUGUGUAUACCUUGCAAUACAAUCUUCGCUCAUUCAUGAACGUGAAAGGCUGGCCAUGGAUGCGUCUCUACUUCAAGAUCAAACCUCUGCUGAAGAGCGCUGAGACAGAGAAGGAGAUGGCCACCAUGAAGGAGGACUUUGUGAAAUGCAAGGAUGACCUGGUCAAGCAGGAGACCAAGAGGAAGGAGCUGGAGGAGAAAAUGGUCACUCUGCUGCAAGAGAAGAAUGACCUGCUCUUACAGAUCCAGUCUGAAGCGGAGCAUCUGUCGGAUGCUGAGGAGAGAUGUGAGGGUCUGAUUAAAAGUAAGAUACAGAUGGAGGCGAAACUCAAAGAGACGACUGAGAGACUGGAGGAUGAGGAGGAGGUCAACGCUGAGCUGACGGCCAAGAAGAGGAAGCUAGAGGAUGAAUGCUCCGAGCUGAAGAAGGACAUCGAUGACCUCGAGGUCACCUUGGCCAAAGUGGAGAAGGAGAAACAUGCCACUGAAAAUAAGGUGAAAAAUCUUAUAGAGGAGAUCUCUGGUCAAGAUGAAAGUAUUGCCAAACUGACCAAAGAGAAGAAAGCUCUCCAAGAGGCCCACCAGCAGACUCUGGAUGACCUUCAAGUUGAGGAAGACAAAGUCAACACCUUGACAAAAGCUAAAACUAAACUUGAACAACAAGUGGAUGAUUUGGAGGGUUCUUUGGAGCAAGAGAAGAAGCUCCGCAUGGACCUGGAAAGAGGGAAGCGGAAACUGGAAGGGGAUCUGAAACUGACCCAAGAGUCUGUAAUGGACUUGGAGAAUGACAAAUUACAGUUGGAGGAAAAACUCAAGAAAAAAGAUUUUGAAACAAAUCAGCUGCUCACCAAAAUUGAGGAUGAACAAUCGAUGGUGUCUCAAUUUCAAAAGAAGCAAAAGGAGCUUCAGGCCCGCACUGAAGAACUGGAGGAGGAGAUUGAGGCUGAGCGCGCUGCCCGUGCCAAAGUGGAGAAGCAGCGGUCAGAUCUGUCCAGGGAGCUGGAGGAGAUCAGCGAGAGGCUGGAGGAGGCCGGAGGCGCCACCUCCGCCCAGAUCGAGAUGAACAAGAAGCGGGAGGCGGAGUGCCAGAAGCUCCGGCGAGACCUGGAGGAGUCCACUCUACACCAUGAGGCCACCACCGCCGCCCUGCGCAAGAAGCAGGCCGACAGCGUGGCCGAGCUCGGCGAGCAGAUCGACAACCUGCAGCGCAUCAAACAGAAGCUGGAGAAGGAGAAGAGCGAAUUCAAGAUGGAGAUCGACGACCUGGCCAGCAACGUGGAGGCUGUGGCAAAAGCCAAGAUCAACCUGGAGAAGAUGUGCCGCACUCUGGAGGACCAGCUCAGUGAGAUUAAGACCAAACACGAGGAGGGCCUGAAGCACAUCAACGACCUGAGCGCACAGAAAGCUCGUCUGCAAACUGAAAAUGGGGAAUUCUCUCGCCAACUUGAGGAGAAAGAAAGUCUCAUCUCACAGCUGACCAGAGGCAAACUUGGAUACACACAGCAGUUAGAUGAGCUGAAAAGACAGCUAGAAGAAGAGGGAAAGGCCAAGAAUGCCCUGGCCCAUGGUCUGCAGUCCUCCCGCCAUGACUGUGACCUCCUGCGGGAGCAGUUUGAGGAGGAGCAGGAGGCCAAAGCUGAGCUGCAGCGCUGCAUGUCCAAGGCCAACAGCGAGGUGGCGCAGUGGAGAACCAAGUACGAGACGGACGCCAUCCAGCGCACCGAGGAACUCGAAGAGGCCAAGAAAAAGCUUGCCCAACGUCUCCAAGACGCAGAGGAGCAAAUUGAAGCCGUGAACGCUAAAUGUGCCUCCCUGGAGAAAACCAAGCAGAGGCUGCAGAGUGAGAUUGAAGAUCUCAUGAUUGAUGUGGAAAAGGCCAACAGCUUGGCUGGCAACCUGGACAAGAAGCAAAGGAACUUUGAUAAGGUUCUUGCUGAGUGGAAGCAGAAGUAUGAGGAAUGCCAGGCAGAGCUGGAAGGUUCUCUGAAAGAGUCCCGAACGCUCAGCACCGAGCUUUUCAAAAUGAAGAACUCAUAUGAAGAAUCCCUUGACCACCUUGAGACCUUGAAGCGUGAAAACAAGAACCUUCAACAGGAGAUCUCUGACCUGACCGAGCAAAUAGGUGAAACUGGAAAGAGUAUCCAUGAGCUGGAGAAAUCCAGGAAGCAGAUGGAGACUGAGAAAUCUGACAUCCAAGGAGCAUUGGAGGAAGCGGAGGCGUCUCUGGAGCACGAGGAGUCGAAGAUCCUCCGCGUGCAGCUGGAACUGAAUCAAGUGAAGUCUGAAGUGGAGCGAAAGAUUGCAGAGAAGGACGAGGAGAUGGAUCAACUGAAAAGGAGCAGCCAGAGGAUCAUCGACACCCUGCAGAGCACCCUGGACUCGGAGAUCAGGAGCAGGAACGACGCCCUGAGAAUCAAGAAAAAGAUGGAGGGAGACCUGAACGAGAUGGAGAUUCAGCUGAGCCAUGCUAACCGCCAGGCAAUUGAAGCACAAAAGCAGUUGAGAUAUGUCCAGGGACAGCUUAAGGACAUCCAAAUUCACCUGGACGAUUCCCUAAGGGGACAGGAGGAUAUGAAGGAGCAGGUUAGCAUGUCCGAGCGUAGGGCCAACCUCAUGCAGGCUGAAAUCGAGGAGCUGCGCGGUGCCCUUGAGCAAACGGAGCGGGGUCGCAAGGUGGCCGAGCAAGAGCUACUCGAUGCUAGUGAGAGAGUGGCACUCCUGCACUCUCAGAACACAAGUCUGCUCAACACAAAGAAGAAGCUUGAGGCUGAUGCGGUUCAACAGCAGACUGAAAUGGAGGACUUUGCUCAGGAAGCCAGGAAUGCUGAGGAGAAGGCCAAGAAGGCCAUCACAGAUGCUGCUAUGAUGGCUGAGGAGCUGAAGAAGGAGCAGGACACCUGUGCUCACCUGGAGAGGAUGAAGAAGAACCUGGAGACCACCGUCAAAGACCUGCAGCACCGCCUGGACGAGGCUGAGAACCUGGCCAUGAAGGGUGGCAAAAAGCAACUCCAGAAACUGGAAACAAGGGUGCGUGAGCUGGAAAACGAGCUGGACGCAGAGCAGAAGCGUGGAGCUGAGGCCAUCAAGAGCGUCCGCAAGUACGAGAGGAGGGCAAAGGAGCUCACCUACCAGUCUGAAGAGGACAAGAAGAACGUGAACAGACUGCAGAAUCUGGUGGAUAAACUUCAGAACAAAGUGAAGGCCUACAAGAGACAAGCUGAAGAAGCUGAGGAGCAGGCCAACACUCACCUGACACGCUUCAGGAAGGUGCAGCAUGAGCUGGAGGAAGCUCAGGAGAGGGCCGAUAUCGCAGAGUCCCAGGUCAACAAGAUGAGAGCCAAAACCAGAGACAUGGGACCCAAGACACCAGAGGGCCCAGCCGAGUAGGGGAGACAGAGAUAAUAUCUUUGGAUAAGAUGAAUAAGAAAAAAGAGAGGAAAUGUUCAUGUAUUGCGUGUGUAAUCUUAUAUUCAGCAUCAUCAGGACAUGGAGAUAUUAUGACACAGCCCUUGUCUUUGGUGUUGUUGUCAAAACCCAUUGCAGGCUCUUGUUUUUCACACAAUACAUGGAAACAAAUGAUCUCACUUCAUAAAGGGUGCUAUAUUGUGCAUGAGUCUAACUCAGCGGAAUGCCCAUAUACACAUGAUAUGCACAUGGAAUACACUUAAUGCCAGCUACAGUAUUAUCAAAUAAUGACGUUGAAUGUAUUACAUUUGUUGAUUUGCGUGCCUUGAAUUUCUCCACCAAUAAUACUUUACUGAAUGCUGUACUAGUCAUAUUAGUCAU
Alosa alosa (allis shad) is the source of this 6249-nucleotide messenger RNA. Its product is annotated as myosin heavy chain, fast skeletal muscle-like. Gene Ontology annotation, cellular component: myosin complex. Gene Ontology annotation, molecular function: ATP binding; cytoskeletal motor activity; actin filament binding. NCBI's taxonomy places the organism in Eukaryota, Metazoa, Chordata, Actinopteri, Clupeiformes, Clupeidae. The record is from RefSeq and is a predicted model, not a curated record. Bases 1 to 5850 code for a protein of 1949 amino acids. The transcript has 39 exons.